UUCAUUUCUGUCACUGAGGCGCAGCUGUUCCUCCGAGUGGCUGCGGCUGCUGCAGCUGCCUUCCUGUCACCUCGGUGUCACAUGAAGCAGCUCAGCGACGCUCUGAGGUAAACAAGCUGGUUCAGAAACUGCUCACAGGGUCCAACUGGACCCGUCUCCAGGAUCCGGGUCCAAUGAUGGCGGCAGGACCUGAAACUGACUCAGGAAUUUUUAUCUGAAUCAGAAAGUUCAGAGGAAACUGGAUUCUGGACCUGUCAGCCGGAUUCUGGUGCCUAAUGUGGAUUUCAGUGAAGUUCCAGACGGUUGGAGGUUUCAGAAGCUCUGAGAUGGUUCUGGUUCUGGUUCUGGUUCUGCAGCAGCUGCUGGUGGUUCUGUUGGUUUCCCAGCAUGCCUUGGGGCUCCAGGUGUUUGAGGGGGAGGAGUCUGUCCUGCUGCCAUGUGAGGUCAAACCUUCUGUGUCCAGUGGUUCUACGACAGUUUGGGACAGAGACGACUUCCGGAUCCCCACGGUCCAUGUUCGUGAGCCGGCUGGGGAUUAUCUGAAGGACCAGAACCAGCGUUAUGAAGGUCGGACCUCAAUGAUGGAGGACGCUCUGCAGACCGGAGACCUCAGUCUGACUCUGAGGAAACCCACCUUCACCGACAGCGGGACCUUCACCUGCACCGUCCGCAGGAUGGGAGAAGAUCUGCACCAAGGAACUGUGGAGCUGCAGGUCAAAGAUCCUCCUCCUCCUGUCUGGCCCUGGGUUCUCCUUGGGGUUCUGAUCCCCAUAGUUCUGCUGGUUGGUGCAGCUGCUGUUUGGUACUACAGAUGGAAAAAGAAGCACACAGCAGUGCUUCAGUCUGAGAUAGUGGAGAUCAGAGAGGGGGUGAAGUCUGUCCUGCUGCCCCUAAAAGCCAACAGAACCUUUCCCCAGGAUGUCAGAGUGGAAUGGACCCGUUCUGACCAGAACAUCAGAGUCCACGUGUUUGAGAACAGCCAGACCCAGCCUCAGGAACAGGAGAACAUUUAUAAAGAGAGAACAAAGAUGAGAGCAGAACCUCUGACUACAGGAGACCUCAGUCUGACUCUAAAAAGCCCCCAGCUGGAGGACAACGGGGUCUAUAAAUGUGUCGUCUACAGAGCAGGAGACCUGCUGCUGAAGAAAACGGUGACCCUGAAGGUCAAAGAGAGCCUGAUGGAGGAGGUGGAGGUAUCAAAAGGAGAAGACGUUGUCCGUCUGCCUUUUAAAACAUUAGAUGACCUUCCUGAAGAUGCAGAAGUUGUGUGGAGCCACUCUAACAAAACCGACAAAGUACAUGAGUACAAGAACGGUCAGGACCAGUUAGAGAGACAGAACCCAGAGUACCAGGACCGGACAUCCAUGAAUCCUGAUGCUCUGAUGACUGGAGACCUGACCCUGACUAUAAGUGAUCCCAGACUGGGAGACAGCGGCAUCUAUAUCUGUAUCGUCUACAGUAGUGAUGGGAAAAUACUGAGACGGAAGAUAGUGACACUAACUGUGAGAGUCUAUAAGGUGGAAAAGGUUUCUGUUGAGGAGGGAAAGAGGUCCGUCGUUCUUCCCUUUCAUGCAACACGUUGCCUCCUAUCUGAGGACAUCACUGUGGAGUGGAGACUCUCAGAUGUAAAAGACAUUAUCGUCUACAAAUAUCAGAGACGCCAUCACAUGCCAGCAGAGGACCAGGUUUAUGGAGGCCACACAGAGAUGAAUAAAGAUCCAUUAAUCACUGGAGACCUCAGUCUGACCAUCAGGGACCUCCGUCUGACUGACGGUGUUUAUACCUGCACCAUCUAUGAUGAGAAUGGAGAGAGGCUGCAGCAGAAGGUGGUGGUCCUCAUAGUCAGAGGUUUACAGAUAGUGGAGGUAAUAAAGGGGGAGUCAUCUGUGAAACUUCCCUUCCAAAUUCAACGUUUGGAGAACAAAGACAUCAGGGUGGAGUGGACCCAACCCGACUCAAAGGUCAUCACCUUUGAGAACGGAGAACUUCAGGUGGCCAAAAAGAGAAACUUUCAUAGAAGUAGCAUAGAGAUAAAUAAAGAUCUGAGUUCUGGAGACCUCAGCCUGAUCCUGAAGCGUCCUGGUUAUAAGGACAGUGGCCUCUACAAAUGUACCGUCUACAGUGGCCAGAAGAUCCAGCACCAGAAAAUGGUGAUGCUCAGGGUAAAAGAGCCUUUGGAGGGCAGCUUCAUAGAUAGACUAAGGUCACUGAAGAGGAGCAGGACAUCUGAUAUUUCAUCCCAAGAGAACGUUCCACUGAACUCCAGUUUAAACGCUUCGAUUCAUCCGGCCUGAAUUCUGGAUUAACCCUUUGAAAGGUGGAUUAUAAUCUGUUACUGAAAGAUGUGC
Messenger RNA from Cyprinodon tularosa, 2348 nucleotides. RefSeq lists its product as uncharacterized. The transcript has 9 exons. Gene Ontology annotation, biological process: positive regulation of T cell proliferation; negative regulation of T cell proliferation; immune response. Lineage: Eukaryota; Metazoa; Chordata; Actinopteri; Cyprinodontiformes; Cyprinodontidae. The record is from RefSeq and is a predicted model, not a curated record. Gene Ontology annotation, cellular component: external side of plasma membrane. Bases 276 to 2294 code for a protein of 672 amino acids.